AUGGGAGUGGCACUAUUGAUGGACGUGGUCAACCCUGGUGGGAUGCCUCUUGUGCUCGUCAUCCUCAAUUUAAGGUAUACUAAUAUUAUUGGUCUAGGUUGUUACGAUAGAAGGCCUACGACAUUGAAGUUCAGAUUUUGUACAAAAGUUAGAGUUUUAAACAUAUUGGUGAUUAAUAGUCCACAAGUUCAUGUACUUGUGUGGAAUAGUCAAAAUGUUGAAAUUAACAACUUGUCUAUAACCUCACCUCCUCUAAGUCCCAACACUGAUGGAAUUCACAUUGAAGCCUCUACUAAUAUCAUUGUUAUCCACUCACUUAUCAGAGCUGGUGAUGAUUGUAUAUCAAUUGGUGACCAGUCUUCCUUUAUUCAUGUCAGUAAUUUAUUAUGCGGACCUGGUCAUGGUAUAAGCAUUGGAAGUUUGGGCAUAGGAGGAAGUGUAGCCAAUGUACACAAUAUAGAUGUACAUGGUGCUCAUUUCUAUGGCACAACCAAUGGAGUUCGUAUUAAAACAUACCAGGCAACUGCAGUUCAUAUAGACAAUGUGACCUUUUCGAAUGCAAUUGGGACAUCAUCGACAGAAAUAGCAAUGAAUUUGAAUUGUAGCAAAUCAGUGCCUUGUACUAAUAUUAACUUUAAAGAAAUUCGAUUGACACCAUCAAAGCCAUUAAAGGUUAUACAGUCAAGUUGCAACAAUGCUCAAGGAACUACCACAGGAGUAGUCCAACCAGCUUCUUGUCUUCAUCCUUGA
This is a messenger RNA of Cannabis sativa, 750 nucleotides long. Its product is annotated as probable polygalacturonase At3g15720. The transcript is spliced from 6 exons. Gene Ontology annotation, molecular function: polygalacturonase activity. The record is from RefSeq and is a predicted model, not a curated record. Gene Ontology annotation, biological process: carbohydrate metabolic process. Bases 1 to 750 code for a protein of 249 amino acids. NCBI's taxonomy places the organism in Eukaryota, Viridiplantae, Streptophyta, Magnoliopsida, Rosales, Cannabaceae.